Molecule: messenger RNA, 369 nt
Organism: Spodoptera littoralis (African cotton leafworm)
Lineage: Eukaryota; Metazoa; Arthropoda; Insecta; Lepidoptera; Noctuidae
Source: the annotation of a GenBank genome assembly
AUGAUCUACAAGUGGUGGCACCGUUUUGUUCGUAAGAGAACAAAACCCAUACCAGAAGAAACAGCUGUAUUAUGGAAAAGACGGCUUAGUAUAGCUUAUGGCUUAGUAGCUUGGAAUGCAUUUGGAUUAGUAGUUUACAAUGUUUACAAAGGAAAAGCUGAUUGGGCUCAUUAUUAUGGUAUAAAAUCUGAUGAAGAGCAUUCAACUCCGCCAGGUGCGGCAUGGGCUAAUACAUUAGGAAUAAAAAACGCCAAAGUCUACAGGAUAGCCGGUUUCAAGAAGGUUGAUGAAUAUGAAAUUGUAGAUGGAGAAGCUGUAUUUAAGGAUAUAGAAGUUAAUAGUGAAAAUGAAGAAACACUAAAAGAAUGA